Castor canadensis (American beaver) is the source of this 2274-nucleotide messenger RNA. Lineage: Eukaryota; Metazoa; Chordata; Mammalia; Rodentia; Castoridae. The record is from RefSeq and is a predicted model, not a curated record.
UGCCCCAUCAACAUGAGCUGUCUGCAUGGGGGAGCAAGGCAGAGCGGCCCACAGAGGCAGGAGGUGUUAUCUGUCGCACGUCUGCUUCACUCAUCUGAGCUAGAUUGCUAUCUUCCUGGGGGGCAGGGGCAGCACCCGCCUUGUUGGAAAUGAUGAAACAUUUUUGACCAACUUCCAGUGACGGAGAAGGUUCCGGGUGCAGCUGGUGGGGGCCGUUUCCAUCUGGACCUUUCUGCAACCUAGGCUGGGAUCAGACCUUGCCCAUGGCCCCAGAGCCCCAUAGGGAACUAAGGACAGGUCUCCUGCAGGAAGACUGGAGCGGUCCAGAUGUUAACAACAUGACUUUGUGCUGCUUCUUGGUACUACAGUGACAGGCCCUAGGAGGAUCCUGACAGCAGUAUUACCUCCCAGGUUGCUUCCUGCUGCCCCCAGAAGACUCUGCGUCCAACUUACGACUGGCGAGUGCUCAGCCAUGAGUAUCAUGCUGACAGGCGAUAUGGAGCUCUGGCAUGGCUUAGUGAUUGCAGCAGCAUCCCUUUUCCUCCAUUCCUGCCUCCUCAUAGCCAUCACUUACCUGCUCAGAAGACACAUAGCCCACCAGACUGAACGGAUACUGAAAGAGACCAGGCUCCAGGCCUGCAGGCCCAGCCCCACCCAUUGCUACUCACCUGCUACCAAGGACAUGAAGGCAACUUGGACAGGCAGAGGCACCCCUGUGUCUGCUCCCCGUUACAGGAGUGAAGGACAAAAUCCAAGGCACAAAAAGAGAUGGGACCUGCUAGAGCUAGUGACAGCUUUAGACUGGAACCUGUGCCUGGAACUUGUGAGGCCAGAGCAGCUUGCAUUGGGAACACUGCCUCUGCAUGUCCCCGUGGACCUCCCUUUCUGGCGACAGUCCCUCCUAAGCACUGAUGACAGCGACACAUCCUCAGACAGCUCGCCUCCCACCUGCCAGGCCACCAAGGAUGUGAAUUACACACAAGUGGUCUUUUCAGCCCCUGAAGAACUAAACAAAGAGUCUUUCCUGGACUAUGAGGACGUAAAGGAAACCAUGGACUAUGUCAAUGUCAAUCCCAAAAGUCAUAAACCCAAUAACUGGACUUGUCCUACUGUCUCAGAGCCAGUGGAAUACACUCAAGUGGCUAUGUGAAUUCUAGAUUUCUUAACGGGAUGCAAAUCUCUAUGGAUCUUUGCAUUUAUUUUGUAGGGGAAUUCCUUUACUUAAAAAGUUUUUAAACAAUGCAUAGGGGAAAAAAAUAGGCCCAUGCCCCAGUAAGAAAGAUCCAAUCAGAUGUGAGGAAGAACUUCCAAUGGAAACAUUGGACUAGUAAGAGAACAUGGUAAGGUCUUUUUAAAGGUUUUCAUCAGCUCUACUGAAGUUCUGUCUGGUGAUCUUAAGGUUAAAUGACUUCUCUUUGAGCUCUUUAAUUAUUAGCAACACACAACUUCCUUACAAGUUUUAAAUAAAAUUGUAACUAGCAGUUCCUUUUUUUUCUCUUGCCUAAUCCUGCAUGUGGUUCAUCAGUGAUAUAUUUUGCUUAGUAAUCCUGCUUUGGCCUGAGAAUUUCAAAUAAUUCUUGUAGAAAGCCAACCAUGAAACUGGCCUUUGAAGUUGCUGGUUUGCUUUUUUUUUUUAUAAGCAAAAGAUGACAAAUUGAAUCCUAGUCAAUAUCAACCAGCAUCAUAACUGCUUAUUCCAAGGAAACGCUUCCAAGCUUGCAUCCAAUAAAAUCAAUAUUCUUUCCUGGGUGUUGACUCAAUAAAGAAUAGCUUUAUUUAUUUAUUUAAUAACUGGGGGUGUGGCUCAAGUGGUAGAGCAUUUGCAGGAGGCCCUGAGUUCAAAAAUGCACCAAGAAGAAAAAAAUAAAUAAAUGAAAGAGAAUAACUUAUCAGAAACUGGCAGAUUGUAAAAUAUUUAACUGUGAAGUCCAGUCAGUCCCAUUAAGUCAGGAACAAAGUAAGUAAAACUGUCCACAGGCCUGCUAUUUCUUUAUUAGCUAACACUGCUUUAGAAGUUCUAUUACGGCAGUAAGACGGCUAACAAGCCAUGCGCAGUGGCUGCACCUGUGCGCCUCCCAGCUACUCUGGAGGUGGAGGUGGAAGGACGUGAGUCCUAGAACUGGAGUCCUGUCUGGGCAACCUAUCUCUAAAUAAAUAAAUAAGUACUGAAGCUACUGAACAGAGGAUAAAUUUGUUGUUAUUUGUAGAUAUCCUAGCCUUAGAAAACCAUACGGACUUAACUUAAAAUGCUUUAAAAUUGAUAAUGUGUAUUAC